GCAGCUUACUCGUAACGGUAAAGCCACCGACCCAACUGGUCUCGUAGCCGAACUGCAAGAGGGAAGAGAAGCAUCGCAUCUCUGAGUCUGAAACCCUAGCCGCCUGUCUCCCUGUCCGGUCUCCACUCGUCCGGGCGACGAGACGACGACGGAGGGUUUCUGCGGGGGAUUUGUUUGUCGCUGACUCGCCGGCGACCAAGAUGAGGCCGGUUUUCGUGGGGAACCUAGACUAUGAUACCCGCCACUCGGAGCUCGACCACCUCUUCUACCGCUAUGGCAGGGUCGAGCGCAUCGACAUGAAGUCAGGCUUUGCUUUUGUCUACUUUGAGGAUGAACGUGAUGGCAGUGAUGCCAUACGUGCUCUUGAUGGUUAUCCAUUUGGCCCUGGCAGACGCAGGCUUUCAGUAGAGUGGUCACGGGGUGAUCGAGCUGCUAGACGUGAUGGCAACAAACCAGAAGUAAAUACUAAGCCAACUAAAACAUUGUUUGUCAUUAACUUUGAUCCAAUGGACACAAGAGUCAGUGAUAUCGAAAGACACUUUGCACCAUUUGGGAACAUAUCAAGUGUUAGGAUAAGGAAGAACUUUGCUUUUGUCCGGUUUGAAACACUAGAAGAAGCCCGUAAGGCUCUUGAAGCUACUCAUGCUACCAUGCUUUUGGAUAGGGUGAUUUCUGUUGAGUAUGCCUUUAGGGAUGAUGAUGAACGGAGUGAUAGGUACGACAGCCCAAGAAGAGGUGGUGGAUAUGGUAGGCGGGGGGAUAGCCCAGCGUACAGAUCACGUCCUAGUCCAGACUAUGGUCGCCCAGCAAGUCCUGUAUAUGGUUCGUAUGGCAGGAGCAGAAGUCCUGUUCGUGACCGCUAUCGGAGAUCUCCUGCUUACCGAUCAAGAUCCCCACCUGCCAACCGAAGAGCAUAUGACUAAUCAAGAACUAUAUUAUGAUGCUAUAAAUGCUAGCGGCAACUCGUGUCGGGCUUUUUCAGGGCUGCAGCCAGCGGGAAGAACUUACUGUGCCUGUACCGGAGUGUCACCUUAAUUGCUUUAAACUCCUGUCUUUAAAAUGGCAUGUUAUGUUAUGCGACUGUCGGAGUUUAGUACAUGCAAUAUCGUCACAUGCAUGCUGGCAUUUUGUUUUUCUUGAGACGCUCUCGAGUUCGUUUUACAUCUUUUACCGUCCUUUGUCGUUGC
Molecule: messenger RNA, 1187 nt
Organism: Zea mays
Lineage: Eukaryota; Viridiplantae; Streptophyta; Magnoliopsida; Poales; Poaceae
Product: arginine/serine-rich splicing factor 1
Exons: 6
Coding region: 201-923 (240 amino acids)
Molecular function (GO): RNA binding
Source: RefSeq, marked validated